Orbicella faveolata is the source of this 1930-nucleotide messenger RNA. RefSeq names its product protocadherin Fat 4-like. NCBI's taxonomy places the organism in Eukaryota, Metazoa, Cnidaria, Anthozoa, Scleractinia, Merulinidae. Gene Ontology annotation, molecular function: calcium ion binding. Gene Ontology annotation, biological process: homophilic cell-cell adhesion. Gene Ontology annotation, cellular component: plasma membrane. The record is from RefSeq and is a predicted model, not a curated record.
CAGCUUGUUUUCAUGUUACUUUUCAUGUCACGCGCUCUUCGUUCCUUCGUUUGCUUUAAAUUUUAGCGCCAAAGAGGUCGAAAGAGGAAAGGAUUUGGGAAAAAGGGAUGUCACGUGUCUGACGGGCCUGCUUUCUCUCCAGCACCUACUAAAUUCUCUCGUACGUUUUUGUCUUUUUUGUCAUCACUGCGUUUUGACCGUUUUUCACUCAAUUCCAGAGCUUACAACACGCUUCUGCCUGUAUGUUAAAGAGGAAUUCCGAGAAUUUAACCUUGAAAUGAGAGAAUGACAAUCGCACUCAUCUAAAACCCUCCCGCCAACGAGAAUUUCGCAUCAAAGGCGCAUCUUAUGUUAUAAGCAACACAAAAGCUAUUGUCAAACAUGAGUAUAUCACAGUUAAAUCAAGAAAAUAGCAGUAAUUUGUGAGAAAAAUAAAGUCCGAAAAGAUAUGCGGACAACACGCAUACAGCUACUGUAACGAUAUUAACCCCAGUUUCACAACGGUCUUAAAGCAAUUUUUACCUUAAGACAAAUCUCGUGAACUCGUUGUAGGGUGUAUUUGAAAAGAAGUCUAAAGCAAGUCAAAUUUAAGUAAUACUUCUCAUGCUCUAUUUUUACCAACUGAACUAGUUUCACUAAAUUCGGUUGUUUUUCUCAUUUGUCGAUUACGCUUUCCAGUCAUCUUGAGAAGACAAAUUUAAAUCAAACCGGAUUUUACAUUGUUUAGUUGUGGGGGGCACACGAUAUGAACAACUAAUUUUUAACCUUCUUUAGUUAAACCACUUUUAAAUAGGCUUUAUUCGUUGGUGUAAACUUAGUUUAAAUCAGUAAUAAAACAUAAAAUAAAAUAUUUUCUGGGGAUUAUCAGAUUCUGUAGAUUUGCCGAGGCAUGUAGAAACGAUUAAGAAAAAAUUAGGGAAAGGGUAUAAAAGCGCCUGGUAUCGCAUUCACUGUUCAUUUGGAGUGUUCUCCUUUCGCUUCUUGCUCGAAAGUAUGAGGAAGAUUUUUCUGGUUGUUCUCGUUGUCUCUGUCUGUUUGUCUACCCUGGUGGAUCUCUCGUCGGGGUGGAGCGGCAGCCGAAGACGACGACGCCGCCGAUAUGUAACGCCAAGCCAAAGACGCCGGAGAUCUUGCUCUCCACAAAAUUGUUCUUACUACUGGUAUUCAUACGGUAGUUGUUCGCGGUCAUGCGGUGGAGGAAGUCAAAAUCAAAGAGUUAUCAUCAUAAGAUAUUCCAGUUGCGGUGGUACACCGUGCCCGUAUAGCCGCUACAGAACUACUUCGUGUAACACGCAUUGCUGUCGUGUUGACUGCGCGUGGUCUUGGAACUCCUGGAGUCCUUGCAAGGGAUGCGGCAUGUCGAGACAAACCAGAACGAUGCGUAUUACACGAAACCCAAGCUGUGGAGGAACAAUGUGUCCCUUUAUUCGAAGCCAAACGCAAAACUGCAACACUGGCGUAUGCUGCCCAGUGAAUUGUGUGGUCAGGCCCUGGUCAUCUUGGGGAAGUUGUAACGCGGCAUGUGAAAAAACUGGCAACCGAGCUCGCAGCCGGACAAUUACAACCCACCCCUCAUGCAAAGGUACUCCGUGUCCAACACUAAAGGAAACCAAGUCAUGUCAAGGACCCUGCUGUCCAAGAGACUGCCAGGUGAGUAGAACAAUGCACAUAUGUAGUCUACUUCUUCGCUGGUGCUCAGCGACUUGUCAGGUAAAUAUAUUCGCCGAACUACACAAAAGAAUGGAAUUUGCGAGUGCCGAACAAAAUUCCUGUAUAUAUUGUGACAGCAUUGCGUAAAUUUAAAUUCUCUAACUCGUUUCGAAAUGCCGAAGACACUACCCGUUGGCCCCUUUACGUGAAUUAUCGGGCACGAGUCACAUUUAUCUUAUCCUCUGCUUAAUUAAGGAAACGAUAGCGUGCUCUAAACAGU